Messenger RNA from Gasterosteus aculeatus aculeatus (three-spined stickleback), 969 nucleotides. It is a transcript of the gene prdx4, whose product is annotated as peroxiredoxin 4. Gene Ontology annotation, biological process: cell redox homeostasis; response to oxidative stress; cellular response to stress. The record is from RefSeq and is a predicted model, not a curated record. Gene Ontology annotation, molecular function: thioredoxin peroxidase activity. Gene Ontology annotation, cellular component: cytosol; endoplasmic reticulum. NCBI's taxonomy places the organism in Eukaryota, Metazoa, Chordata, Actinopteri, Perciformes, Gasterosteidae.
AGAACAAAAAAACAAGGGAAGGAAGAAGAAGGCAGGCUGCUAUUUAAAAAAAAAAAAACCUUCCAAAGAUUCGCCACACGUUCCCUCCGUCCAGCGGUGCAGCGCGCUCACAGCAGCCACGCGAUGGACGUCCUCCGCGGCACGAAGAAGGACGCGUUCCGCGCGCUCUGCGGCGCCCUGCUGCUCCUCUGCAGCGCGUCCGCGCAGGAGCACAAGAACUCCCAGUGUCACAACUACGCGGGGGGACACGUCUAUCCCGGGGAGGCUUUCCGAGUGCCGGUGUCCGACCAUUCCCUUCACCUCAGCAAAGCCAAGAUUUCAAAGCCUGCGCCACACUGGGAAGGAACGGCCGUCAUCAAUGGUGAAUUCAAGGAGACAAAACUGUCGGACUACAAAGGCAAAUAUCUCGUCUUCUUCUUCUAUCCUCUGGACUUCACGUUUGUCUGCCCCACUGAGAUCAUCGCUUUCAGCGACCGCGUGCACGAGUUCCAAGCCAUCAACACCGAGGUGGUCGCCUGCUCCGUCGACUCCCAGUUCACCCAUCUGGCCUGGAUUAAUACGCCCAGAAAGCAGGGUGGACUCGGACCAAUGAGAAUACCUCUGUUGUCUGACCUCACGCACCAGAUUUCAAAAGACUACGGAGUCUACCUGGAGGACCAGGGACACACACUGAGAGGACUCUUCAUCAUUGAUGACAAAGGAACCCUGAGGCAGAUCACCAUGAACGAUCUUCCGGUGGGGAGAUCUGUGGACGAGACUCUGCGGCUGGUGCAGGCCUUCCAGUACACCGACAAACACGGAGAGGUGUGCCCAGCCGGAUGGAAGCCAGGCAGCGACACAAUCAUUCCCGACCCUUCAGGCAAGCUGAAGUAUUUUGACAAACUGAACUGAUCUGCGUCCCUGUCGUUGGAGUGUGUGAAAUCCAUCACUUCAAAUCCAAAUAAAAUUUCUUUUCAUAGAAAAACACUG